This is a messenger RNA of Balaenoptera musculus (blue whale), 1236 nucleotides long. RefSeq names its product HOP homeobox (gene HOPX). The transcript is spliced from 4 exons. Lineage: Eukaryota; Metazoa; Chordata; Mammalia; Artiodactyla; Balaenopteridae. Bases 292 to 513 code for a protein of 73 amino acids. Gene Ontology annotation, biological process: cell differentiation; regulation of transcription by RNA polymerase II. Gene Ontology annotation, cellular component: nucleus. Gene Ontology annotation, molecular function: DNA binding. The record is from RefSeq and is a predicted model, not a curated record.
GUGCUACCCACAGCCUGCGUCAGCCAACCCAGCUAUUUAAGCAGGCUGGCUUCAGUCAAUUUAGCUUCCAAAUCCAGGGCUUGCUGUUGCCACUUCCACGGCAGAAGGCUGGCACUGGCAGAACAGCUUGCCCAGGCUUCGUGACAAGGGGCUUCUUUCCUUGAGGACCGAGUCCUGCAGCUUGGGUCCCCUUAGUUCCUGUGACUCCGACGGCCCUUUCUUCCAUACGGAAAGCUCAGAUUGCUGCAGCUCUUGUUGGCAAGUGGCAGCUGUACUAGCCGUGUCGGGACCAUGUCUGCGGAGACCGCGAGCGGCCCCACUGAGGACCAGGUGGAGAUCCUGGAGUACAACUUCAACAAGGUCAACAAGCACCCGGACCCCACCACGCUGUGCCUGAUCGCGGCCGAGGCCGGCCUUUCCGAGGAGGAGACCCAGAAAUGGUUCAAGCAGCGCCUGGCCCAGUGGCGGCUAUCAGAAGGCCUACCCUCAGAGUGCAGAUCCGUCACAGACUGAGGAGAUGGUGGUCAUUGGCGGCUUCCCUCCAUGAAGACCAUCUGCUGUUUCUCUCCUCGGCUUAAUCAAGCUCUUUCGGUUUUUCAGUGUAGUGUCAUAUGCUCCUCUGUUAGCUGUCCUGCUAUUUAACACAACGUUGUAUUUUUUUUUUUUUAAAUGUACAUAACUAGAAAAGAAAAUAACAAUAGGAAGCUAUGGGCAGCUUCUGUGUAAAGCAGUGGCUUGGCUGGAAGUGGUGUGGCUUGCGUUUCCUUCGGGUCAUGAUGACAGAUGGUGUGAAAACCAUCUAAGUUUAUUUUUUGACCAUCACCUCCCAGUAACAAUUUACUUUCACCAUCCAUUUCAGAGUAGACAAGGCCUCUGUUGAAAAGACAGCAUGACCAAGAGGGAGAAACAUUCCUUCUAAUUCUACUUCCCUAAGUCAUUUUCCUUGUGUUUCAUUUAAUACAUUGAGAUUGAGUGAGAAUGCAGAGGGAAUUUGAGUUAUUCAGACUCCAUAAAGCAGUUCCUUGGAUUAUAGCUGAAUUAACUUGGAAAGCACUCAGGCUGGAAGACAGAAACUUCCACUGGCAGAAAAUCAAGUAACUAAGGAAAAAAAGCCACAAAAGUCUUGAAUUUACCUUAUUUAAAUGCAUUUGUUAAAUUCAUUUUGCUAAACAAAAUGAACUGCUUUUUGUCUCUAAAAUGAUAUUCUAAAUAAAACCUUAACAUUUUGUUGAAAAU